This is a messenger RNA of Dryobates pubescens (Downy woodpecker), 922 nucleotides long. It is a transcript of the gene NEUROG2, whose product is annotated as neurogenin 2. The record is from RefSeq and is a predicted model, not a curated record. The transcript has a single exon. Lineage: Eukaryota; Metazoa; Chordata; Aves; Piciformes; Picidae. Gene Ontology annotation, molecular function: protein dimerization activity. The coding region runs from base 66 to 761 and encodes 231 amino acids.
CAUCUCAACCCGUGAAGCGAGGGUCCCGCUCCUCGUCCUCAUCCCCGGUGCCGGUGUCCCGGAGGAUGCUGGUGAAGGCGGAGGGGCUCACGCCGCCGGGCGAGGACGAGCUGCUGCUGCUGGGCUUGGCCUCGCCCGCCCCCUCGCCCUCGCUGCCGUCUAGCGCCGAGGAGGAGGAAGAGGAGGAGGAGGAGGAGGAGCUGCGGGCAGCCUCGCCGGCGAGGCCCGUCGAAGCGCGAGGGUUACGGCGAACGGAGGGAAAGCGACGACCGGGGCGAUCCCGCGGUGCUCCGCGAACGGCUCGGACGGCGGAGACCGCUCAGCGGAUCAAACGGAGCCGGCGGCUGAAGGCCAACAACCGGGAGCGCAACCGAAUGCACAACCUGAACGCGGCGCUGGACGCCCUCCGCGACGUGCUGCCCACCUUCCCCGAGGACGCCAAGCUCACCAAGAUCGAGACGCUGCGCUUCGCCCACAACUACAUCUGGGCCCUCACCGAGACCCUGCGACUGGCUGGAGCGACGAGGCUCGGCCCAGAGGCGGUGGUGGCGACGGGGCCGGUAACAGGAGGGGGAGGUCCCGCCGAGGGCAGCCCCUCGCCCGCUUCCUCCUGGAGCGGCGGCUCCGUCAGCCCCGCACCCUCUGCCUCCUCCUACGCCUGCACUUUAUCCCCCGCCAGCCCCGCCGGUUCCGCCUCGGAUGCCGAGCACUGGCCCGGCCGCUUCGCCCCGCCGCCGCUGCCGCCCCGCCGCUGCCUCUAGCCCGAGGGUCGGUCCCGGGAGGGGACGGCGGCGGCGGCAUCUGCCCGCUUCCCAGGGCAGGCUGUGGGAACGGCACCUGCCAAACCAAACUUGGGCUCUUCUCUCCGAUGUGCACUUUGUCCCGUUUUUCCCAGAUCUGUCACCAGGGCUUUUGUGUGUGC